AUGCUUAUCUCGCCCGUCUCUGUUUCAGGAGUUACGAUGCAUGGGCUGAGUCACCUGCAAACCGGCUCAACCCUGGAGGCGCUAACGCAGGCCACGAUCAUCUUCAUCCUAGCGGUCGCCAUUGUCAUCUCGAACCUCAUCGUAGUAGCCACAUAUCUUAACUUUAAGGGUCCCCAUGAGGUCAUAAACUACUACCUGCUGUCGCUGGCGGUCGCCGACUUGCUAUGUGGCCUGUUCAUCGUCUCGCUGUCGGUUUAUCCGGCAUUCUAUGGCGACUGGGUGUACAGCAAUGUGCUUUGCCGAAUGGUGGGCUACCUAGAGGUGACCCUGUGGUCCAUCUCGGUCUACACCUUCAUGUGGAUCUCGGUCGAUCGAUACCUGGCCGUGCGGAAACCGCUACGCUACGAAACGAUCCAAACCAAAACCAGAUGCCAAUGCUGGAUGGCGUUCACGUGGAUCUCGGCAGCCAUGCUGUGCAGCCCCCCGCUCCUUGGGUACAACAGGGCUGACUACAACAAAGUGACCCACAUCUGUAUGCUCGAGUGGGGCACCAUAGAGGCUUAUAGCGCAACGCUGGCAAUCCUGGUCCUGGGGCCGAGUGUCAUCUCGAUCGUGUACAACUACGGCUACAUCUUCACGAUGAUGCGCAAAGUGCGAUCGGGGGCACCGAUCCACGAUAAGGAGUACGCCACGGCGCUGGCAGAGAACCUAGCGAACCCCAGUCACUGCAUGUCGUUCGCAUUGGUGUUUUCCUUCUGGAUUUCGUGGACCCCGUUCAUCGGGCUACGCAUCUACGAGCUCGUCAGCGGCGACACGAUCGACAAUCCGCUGCUGCACUUUGCCGCCGUCUGGAUCGGCAUCCUCAACUCGUUCUGGAAGAUCAUCAUCAUGACGACCAUGUCGCAGCAGUUCCGGCUGCUCGUGCGGCUCCUGUUCCUCACCAUCUGCUGCAAGACGAAGGGCCGUCAGCAGGCUGAGUUGAUUGGGCUCGAAACGGAUGACUAAGACGCUAAUCGGCCCUACGGGCACCUUCCUGCACCCAGCCGCAACGCUCACACUGUGUGUUUAGUCAAAUCGAAUGAACGUACAAUCAAGUUUACAAACUUUGUGCUAUUAAAACAAACAUACAUAAAAACAAAUCUUAUCCCACUCAGAUAAAGUAGAAUCCGCCGCUAAUUAGAACAAGUUACUGCUCCAUUCCAAGCAUUCGUUGAAUGAUGCCGCGGAGUGUGACACCCAUUUAGAACUACGAAAAAUAAAGCGAGCAUUCUGUAACGCGCAGUGCUUGAGCUUGUGCGUAGAAACGAGAGGAAAAAAAAAAUUAACAAACAUUCAACACAUUGCGCAGAUCGGUUACGUAUGUCUCAUAGCAGUUCCAUUUCAUCCACUUCAUCCUUUUUCAAGGAAAAAGAGAAAAAAUCAGGAGACAAAGCGGUUCUAGCAAGCAUUUCAUUCGCAAGAAGAACAUCAAUUUAAAUUUUCAAAUAUGCGUAAGCUACGUUUUACUCUUGGUGUAGUGCUCAAUUCAGACAGGUAUACCACAUUAAGGACUAACAGGACAUCACGAUUACACGUGUUCACCUAUCCGUGUGCACUGGAAUGAAACUGUUUAAAAAAAAAAACAAGAACAAUAUUAAACAUCACACUAAACAAAAUUCGGCAUCGUACGUACUACUUUAAAAAGGGCUGUGUAGAUGCCAGACAAGUAACCUUCAAGGAACCGAACAAUCAAACUGUCUCGCAAUCCGUAAGCGUACAUUACAUGUUAGAACAGACACAAAAACACGUUUGUGUUUCGGUGUGUUUCGGUGUGUUCUAGCGAGCGGACUUGGAAAGCGAUUUUUCGCGCUAAAAAAACUCCGCAGGACGCGCAUGCAAGAUCUUGAACAUUUACCAUGAGUGAGAUCAUCGCGCAAAGGCAACACCGCUAGGUGGAAAUUGAAAAUGUUGAGCAAGAGGCAGAAUAAAAAAAAAUGAAUACGAAUGAACGAAGAGAACGCAGGCGCGUCUGAUGUGCUUUUAGCGGAAUUAAUAUAAAACAAACAUUUUCAGGGCUCACCGUAGACAUAAUGAACGAAUCUAUAAAAGAUAUAAAACAAAAAACAUACAAGGAAAAUCCAUGCAUAACGGCGAAGGAGGAAACCCAGGUUUGCGCAACGCGAUGAAAAAUAAAAUACAAAUUUAGAAUAAUAAACUUAUGCCAAAUAAAACAAGCAAAAGAAUACUAAAAAAAUGCUGUAUCAAUGAAGAAAUGGCUAAAAUGGCUUCGCUCUUGCACCCCGCCUGCAGGGUCCAGGUCAGAAGAAGACAAAAACUUACAUUUGCAAAAUAGAGCCGAACAGAAGCUUAGUGUACGCACGCUAAGCUGCAAUGCAGCUAAAGUUUUGAGGUACUGGUCGGAUGCCAUUAAGAAAGAGCCACACCAGCGAGAAGUAUUUCUCUUAGGGCAUCGUACAUACAUGCAAGUUGAAGUGAAAAAUUCAAAGAAAAUUAUAUUUUCUAGGUUUUUAAAGAGUGAGAUUUAACAAAAACAAAAACGAGUAACAAUACACACCGUCAAAUCACCCUCGACUACCGAAUGUAAACCGUCUAUUCCAAGGAGUACUGGAGCGUUUCGGGGAGUUUGAAGCGUAGGAGUUGUAGCGAACGCAAUGGCACUUACCAAAACAGGACUCGAACAGGCAACGACUGUACCAGCAUUGAUGAUUUAAAAUACAUUCAGUGGGAAUUCGAAAGGCGUUCGGUUGGAGUAGGAAAACGUAAACCCAAGCUCGUUGCACGCCAUACUGUUAAAAUUGUACCAUACAUGAAUAGAACUGGCGGCCUGAAUUGCCCAACACCAAGAUCAGUACAGGCAGCUCGCGUUGAUUCGUUUGAGGUUGUUUUGUCAAGCAAUACCGAGGGUACGCUGAAAAAUCCGCAUGACAUCCUCUUUGGACGAUCUGGCGUUUUAUGUUUUAUAUAGUAGUAGAAGCUAGCAGAUGCACGGUCCCUCGGAACACAAGGGCCGGUUCGUUCGCAUCUGGACGUCGUUCGUUUUUUGUAGUAUCUUUGUUAUUUGCGACUGCACAAACCAGGCCGAAUCGGUUAAGGCCGGAGUGUUACGCAUAGUGGCGCGUUCAUUUGUCCACUGUACGAACUUUCGCGAUCCUUCCCCGUUGGUAGCAACGCCAGAGUAACUUAAGUAAUCGAUUUAGCACAUGCACAUGCAUCGAGUGAUACAAUUUCAACGCUCGAAGUUGAAACGCAUCGACGUAAAACAUCAUUUAGCUUCCUCCGGUGAAAAAAGCUAGUUCAGACUCCAAGAGACAACGAAUCGGUACUCUCGGUUGAAUGUUGAAGGGAGAGAGAUGAAUGCAGCCGCGUCACUCGAAGUUCGCUAGAAGCGUAGUAUGUUGAGUUUAAGUGUACGUGAAAGUUCGUUAACGUUUCAUACAAAGUAUGCCCACGAGCGGUGGCUAUCUAUAGCAGGAGUGUGCAUAGAGGACGGAAUAUCGAGAGAGCCAGUUGGAGUAGGAAUUGGGUUAAGCUCGUACUUGUACAUGAUACGUAUGGAAUUUGUGUGAGAGUUAGUGAAACUUUAGAAAAUGAAAAAUACGAAAGUUAGAUACAGCAACAGCAAGUAAUGUUAGCGAGUUAAGGGUUAAUGUAUCUGAUAAGGAUUGAUGUAUGGUUGAAAUUGCAUUAACUUGGAAGGUUGUUAAGAACGGUUGAAGUACUGAGGGAUUUCAGUCAACCCAAUGGCGAUCGUACCAGUUAUAAAAAAUAAUAAUAAUAAUAAUAAACAAACAGGGACAUUUCCUUAGACCAUUGUUCAAGCAUUCCUUUAACGUUUGUUUGUAAGAGAAAGAGAUACAGCCAGAAAGAGAGAGGGAAAAGAAACGAGCAGCGGCAGUGGCAGUGAAGCAACAGGAUCCAUUUAGGGCUGGGGUACUAAGACACGUCCUUUCACGACAAAAGUCCGACAUGUACUAACUACUUCAACCGCUAGGCUACUACUUCUACCCACCAAGCUAGUCAACGUGUAGUACGUGGCAUUCGGAUAGGAAGUGAGUAUAACAUAUUAGGCCACUCUAAUCAAUGUGUCCCCCUUUCAAGCAGUGGGAAUACUUUCUGCAAGACACGCACGCGGUGCAUACCAAUUAAGCCAUACUUACUGUCAUGUUUUUGCGGCAUAUACGUUUCCAUAUGGCCUACACACUACUACUCAUACCCCCGUUGGAUUGUGGGACAAACGUUAAGCAAACCGAAUAGAACAGGUUUGGCGCACCAGACCGCGGUAUCGGAAUCCUUUCGGCUGACCGCCGCCAACAGUAUGGAUGCACAUUCUUCUCUGGGAGGUGUUUGCGAAAACACGAUCCGAUGUGUGCAGAAGCUUCACCCUCCGAUAGGACGUCCAUAAGGAGGGCCUCGUAGGAAUAGCUUUAUUUCGGCGGAGCGCCACAAGAGUCUCAAUUACCGAUUGAACACAGCGCAGUCGCGCGUCAUGAAGCUACAAACAUUCAAUGUGAAACAAAAGGUUGUUGAACAGUAAAACUGCCCCCUUUCCCAUUUUUUCCACGAGUUAUGGCAUGUAGAACAGAACAGUUGAAGAUGCAGCCAAAUAUAAAUGGUAUAAUAUCGCAACGAAUAACGCCCAGCAGACCAAAGUAAUAGUUAAAGAAAAAGAAAGCAAAUGUACGUUUUUGCAAAAGUACGAGAAAUGUACGUUUCAGCUAUGAAAUUUUUAUCGAACACCAGCUUGUGCGUAAAAAAAGCACACAAAAAGUUCAUACACCAUCACUCUCUAGCCCGCACUGCAUCGAAGGGUGUGCCAUACAUCUGGCUUAAAUCAUAGCCCUAGAAAAGAAUGGAAGUAAACAAAAGCAUUCCCAGUUGCGCUUGGCUUUUGGAAUAGACGCAACCGCGUAGUACAUUUUACAUUAAACGGAGAGGAUCGGUUUGCCACGAGCAACAGUUUUGGCGAAGAGGGUGCAGGAACAGAAACUCGAAACCGAAGUCCCUCAUCGGGGCAUUCCAAACAGAACUUGUACGAAAUUAAAGGGUGGCAUGUUUUAUCAAAAUCGAAAUGUAUCGACUCUCCAUGUAGUCUGCAAACGGAAGCAAACGUAGAUCAUAAUUGUACCAUCUUUUUAAUAUCCUCCACUACUUAAAUGAAUCGAAUUAUAACCAAUCCCACACUGAAUAAUAUGACAAAACAAAACCAAACAAAACUUUCAACAAACCGUCAGCCUAGGUCAGCUAGUGUUGCUUGCAGAGGGCGAUCGGGCGAUGCGCCAGGGAAAGCGAACGAUUAACGAGAACCUCGAUCAGUGAAACGGCACCAAAUGCUCCAAAUAAACAUAUAUUUCGCUUCGGUCGUAGACUAGAACCUAAUAAUCUACAGUUGAUCGCAAUCUCUCCGUUUAAAUUUAUACUACAUUUAAUAGUUCUGGGUGGGAACGAGAGUCGAAGUAAACGGUUAACUUAAAGUGUGUACCGUUUGGUGAACUUUGAGGCACUUGCACGAACGUAAAUAUGGAUCUUUAAAAUCUCAAUGGAUGACAUUACAGUCGAAAUUUAAUCUCAUUGGCUAUUGGUACUAUAAGGAUAAACUUCAGAAGUAGUGAGGCAAAAUUUAGAGCAAAAUAGCUUACCUUCGAGAAAUCACACUAACACGUCAUCUGACUUGGUUAAUUGGUUUGAUACACAAUAAUUUAGAGAAUAGGUCAUGAUUCGCUUACUAGUUUCGUCGAACUAUGUUUGAUGACAAUGACAAGAAAAGGGUUAUGGUGUUCUAUUUUACUAAUAAUUAUUCACCCCCGAUAGUGAUACCAAUGAACGCAGGAAAAACAAUUGUUUAGUGUCGUAUUGUAAGAACAAUUUCUUAAGUUUGCAUUAGCAAUAUUAGCAACAUAAAUUCACCACAACAAACACAACUGCAAUGUUGUAGUUUUGUAUAGGCAUCGUUUAUUAACAAACGAUGAGCAUUAAUAGCAUAUGCGUAGAUCGUGCGGCUACUACCAUAGAAUUCAAAUGGUAAAUGCUACAAAAAUCAUAGCAAACGAACAAAGACGCAAGUCAAAGACACUUUGUAGAAGCUUCCGUAUAUUCAAUUACCAUGGGAAUAAACUACAACCAUGUAUCAUCGCAAAAACGCAGCAGCAACAUUAAGAAAACCAUAAGAAAAAAACAUUGUAUCUAAAAACUUAGAAUAGGCAAACUGGCUGUUCCAUCAAGGUAUGUUAUAAAAUUGAAAGGAAAGAAAGUGUGGCGAAGAAUACCCAGAUUUUUUAAUUUAUAAUAAACCAUUUCAAAAUAAAA
Molecule: messenger RNA, 6303 nt
Organism: Anopheles coustani
Lineage: Eukaryota; Metazoa; Arthropoda; Insecta; Diptera; Culicidae
Gene: DopEcR
Product: G-protein coupled receptor 52
Exons: 3
Coding region: 1-1005 (334 amino acids)
Biological process (GO): G protein-coupled receptor signaling pathway
Cellular component (GO): membrane
Molecular function (GO): peptide binding; G protein-coupled receptor activity
Source: RefSeq, a predicted model, not a curated record